Molecule: messenger RNA, 1194 nt
Organism: Raphanus sativus (radish)
Lineage: Eukaryota; Viridiplantae; Streptophyta; Magnoliopsida; Brassicales; Brassicaceae
Product: GDSL esterase/lipase At5g03610-like
Exons: 5
Coding region: 22-1077 (351 amino acids)
Molecular function (GO): hydrolase activity, acting on ester bonds
Source: RefSeq, a predicted model, not a curated record
UCUGUCUCUCUAAACAAUAAAAUGAACUCCUUAAUGAAACUCUUGGCCUCGCUGUUACUGAUUAUUUUUUCUUCCCUCCUCUUUGGAGAUAUCGAUGUAGUUGAGAGUUCAAAUCAGAAUCAUCGCUUUUCCGGUCGAAAUAAAUUGUUUGUGUUUGGAGAUUCUUAUGUCGAUACUGGAAACACAAAGACUACUGAUAAGGGGGCAUGGGAAUUCCCUUACGGUAUCACUUACCCGGGUAAACCCUCUGGCAGGUUCUCGGACGGCCACAUCUCCACCGAUUUUCUAGCCCAAUUGCUAAGGAUAAAGUUACCUGUGACCUACAAAGAGAAAGAUGACGUGGAUAAGACACGGUUACAGUACGGAAUGAGUUUUGCAUACGGAGGAACAGGAGUGUUCGACACUAAGGUUAAAUAUCCUAACAUGACCGGUCAGAUCAAUCUCUUCGAGAAACUCCUCGGCAAUGUCUACUCUCCAUCCGACCUUUCUUCGUCCGUCGCUCUCGUCAGUGUUGCUGGCAACGACUACAUUACUUUCGUUCUCGCGCAUCUUGAUGACCCUCUCGGAUUAUUAUUUGGGUUGAAAUCAUUCAUCGAGAAAGUUGUGAAUCAAAUCGAGGUGGAUUUGAGGCGUAUCCGUACCUUGGGAGUAAAGAAGAUAGCAAUACCAUCACUGACACCGCUCGCGUACACCCCGGUGCUUGCAAACCUCCCUGAAUCUAUCAAAGGCAUUGUACAGGAUAAUGUAAAAUACCACAACGACUUGUUGCAGAAAUCAGUCGCCAAGCUUAACAAUGAGAGCAAUGAUAUUGAUUCGGCUUUUACCAUCAUAGAUUACUACAAUACCUUCUUGACUGUCUUCAACAACACAGGGGGAAUCCCAGGGAUUCUGACGUUUAAAACCCCAUUCAUAGCAUGUUAUAAAAUCGACUUGAAUGAUAUCAAGAAUUCUACGUUAUGUGAUGAUCCUAAGUCUGCUUUCUUCUGGGAUCCAAUUCACCCUACCCAAGAAGGAUGGAAAUCAGUUUACAAGGUUUUAAGAAAUAAUAUCACCACAGCUUUGCUGCCUAAAGCGUAAAACCACUUAUCAGGAUCGAAAAUAAUAAAACGUAUUUGAAAUGUAUUGUGUGGCAUCUCUCGGUCUCUUGUGUGAACGAAUAAAGACCUUUGGCUAAUAAAACGUAUUUGAAAAGUA